CAACACCUUCCACAAAGCAAAGCAAGCUGGGCCAAACUGCUACAUUUCACACAUUACAGCGUUUAAAAAGUACGCCAAAGACAAACCCCAGUUUCGAAGAAGAGGCGAAAAGAUAUGGUCAAUGUUAACUCACAGGUCAACACGAGUAUGGACACUCCAUAUGAUUCCUCACCUGCGGAGAGUGUCAGCCUGAAUGCUGGUGGUCACCUGGCGGCAGGAGGCCUGUGCGCCAUCUGUGGAGACCGGGCCACGGGGAAGCACUAUGGGGCGUCCAGCUGCGACGGCUGCAAGGGCUUCUUCCGCCGCAGCGUCCGCAAAAACCACGUCUACUCCUGCAGGUUUAACCGACAGUGUAUUGUGGACAAAGACAAGCGGAAUCAGUGCCGAUACUGCAGACUGAAGAAAUGUUUCCGAGCAGGCAUGAAAAAAGAAGCUGUGCAGAACGAGAGAGACAGAAUCAGCACCAGAAGAUCCAGUUAUGAAGACAGCAGUCUGCCCUCCAUCAAUGCCCUCAUCCAGGCAGAAGCUCUGUCCAGACAGAUAACCUCACCAGUACCCAUCCUGAACGGCGACAUCCGAGCGAAGAAGAUGGCGGCCAUCACAGACGUGUGCGAGUCCAUGAAGCAGCAGCUGCUGGUGCUGGUGGAGUGGGCCAAGUACAUCCCUGCCUUCUGUGAGCUCCCAUUGGACGACCAGGUGGCAUUACUGCGUGCUCAUGCAGGUGAACAUCUCCUCCUAGGAGUAGCGAAGCGGUCAGUGCUGUUCAAAGACCUGCUGUUGUUGGGAAAUGACCACAUAAUUCCCCGUAACUGCCCUGAGCUAGAAGUGAGUCGAGUGGCAGUGAGGAUCCUGGACGAGCUGGUCCUGCCAUUUCAGGAGCUUCAGAUAGACGACAACGAAUAUGCCUGUCUGAAGGCCAUCGUUUUCUUCGACCCAGACGCCAAAGGCCUGAGCGACCCGGGCAAGAUCAAGCGCAUGCGCUACCAGGUGCAGGUGAGCCUGGAGGACUACAUCAAUGACCGGCAGUACGACUCGCGGGGGCGCUUUGGCGAGCUGCUGCUGCUGCUGCCCACCCUGCAGAGCAUCACCUGGCAGAUGAUCGAGCAGAUCCAGUUCGUCAAGCUCUUCGGCCUGGCCAAGAUAGACAACCUGCUGCAGGAGAUGCUGCUGGGGGGUUCUACUCAUGAAACACACCACACCCCUCACUCUCUGCAUCCACACCUGGUCCAGGACCACCUCAGCAACAACAUCAUCGUUAGCAACAACAUGCCGACUCCAAUCCACAACGGUCAGCUCUCCACUCCCGAAACUCCGCUCCCGUCCCCCCCGGCCAGCUCCAGCUCGGAGCAUUACAAACUGGCCCCGGGAGUUAUCGCCAUGGUACCCAAACAACCCACCUCCAUCCCUCAGCCCACCAUCACCAAACAGGAGGCCAUGUGACUGUCCCAGCAACACCUUCUUCCAGCCUCCGCUGCUCUUUCAGGUUUCCUCUGUAACUGGGCACGGCUUACUGCUGUGCAAAUAACUUAUGAUAGAAUUGUUGUACAGGGUGCAGGGUAAAAACGGUUGCAAAAUAUAUACUUGUAUAUAGACUGAUGUGCAAAAGUCUUAAACACAUUCAGGAGUUCCAUUCCAUGAAUGUGUGUAUGUUCUUACAUGGAUAAGAAGUACACUACCGAGUUGUUACUACAUAAAAAUGGGAAAAAAACAUUGAGAUAACUCACUAUUUUAAAAGUUUUACUUCACGUUUUUAAAG
This is a messenger RNA of Megalops cyprinoides (Indo-Pacific tarpon), 1756 nucleotides long. Its product is annotated as hepatocyte nuclear factor 4-alpha-like. NCBI's taxonomy places the organism in Eukaryota, Metazoa, Chordata, Actinopteri, Elopiformes, Megalopidae. The coding region runs from base 115 to 1440 and encodes 441 amino acids. Gene Ontology annotation, molecular function: nuclear receptor activity; RNA polymerase II cis-regulatory region sequence-specific DNA binding; zinc ion binding. Gene Ontology annotation, biological process: cell differentiation; positive regulation of transcription by RNA polymerase II; anatomical structure development. The record is from RefSeq and is a predicted model, not a curated record. The transcript has 10 exons.